AUGAGGAUCGUCAUACCGGCGUGUGGUAAAGGCGAGCGCUUUCGCGCUGCGGGCUACGACACGAUAAAGCCGCUCAUCAAAGUGCACGGUGAACCGAUGAUCGACUGCGUCAUGCGGGCGUUGAACGUGCACGAUACGCUCGACGAACACGUCGUUAUCGUCAACUUUGACGCGAAAGACAUCAACCACGCGGUCGUCGAACUUGAUCGCGAAACCCUCGGAGCUGCGGAAACCGUACUGCUCGCACUCCAGGCGCGAGAGGGCGAAGACGUUCCCAUGCUAUUGGUGGACUGCGAUGCCAUAUACCACAGCGAUAUUCUCGGAAGAUUCCGCGCGCUCGAGGCACACACCGAUGUCCGCGCGGCGGUCUUGUCGUUCCACGAAGACGCCUCAGCGCUUCGCUCCAAACCCAAGUACUCUUAUGUCGCGGUUGAUGAGAAGAGCGACGUGAUGAAAAUCGCGGAAAAAGUCAGAGUCGGCCCACUCGCGAACACCGGCGCUUAUUGGUUUGCCAGCUCUACCGAGUUCGUAAAGUUAACACAGAUCGUCAUCGAAGGAAGACAAUUUCAGCACGGCGAAGCGUACGUUUCGUGCGUGAUCGACGAAUAUUUGAGGCAAAACAAAACCGUGCGAGCGGUGAUCAUUAAUGAAGACGAGUAUUCAAACAUCGGCACUCCAGAUUGUCUGGAACACUAUUUAAGCACACAAGGACGCGCGUUUUUGUUUGAUCUCGAUGGUACGUUGGUGGAUACGACUGCCGCGUACGUUCGCGCAUGGCACUCGCUACUUGCGCCGAAAGGCGCGCUAGUCGACGCCGAUUUCUUCAACACGCACAUCAGUGGACUCGCCGACGAACAAGUUCGGGAAAAAUUUAAAAUUGCGAUUUCGUCUGAAGAGAAAGAUGAAGAGUUUUUGAAGCACUUGACUUGUGUUGAAGCGAUUCCUGGUGCGGUGGAUUUCGUCAGAAAGUGUCAAGAGAUUGGUCCCGUGUACGUCGUGACCAAUUCGAACAAACGCGCCGCCGACGCUUUGUUGGAUUGUAUCGGCCUGGGGGACGUUCCACUUUUGACAGCGAGUGACGUGAAACACGGCAAACCAAAUCCCGAACCAUACGCCAAAGCCAUGCUCACGCUCGGUGUUUCGCCCAGAAACUGUGUUGUAUUUGAAGACUCCAAGAGUGGAACCACUUCUGCCCGAGCUGCCGGUGUGGGUUUCGUCAUUGCUAUAUCGAAUAAUGUGAGUGGCUGCGAUGCGUUUUAUGAAAAUUACGCUGACAUCGAACCGAACGAAAUCAUUCAGCAUCUCGAAUCCGUGGCGCAACUUUCAGACGAACUGACGGAAAUGUUUGGACAGCGCUCUAUUGUGCAUCCCGUUCGCGCAAGCGGAGGGUACAUCUCUGAAGUCCUGUCGGCGAGCUGUGGUGCGCGUAAACUCGUCGUAAAACAAGAAAAUAGUGAUCACGGUGUCUUACAGGAUGUCAGCGAGCAGUUGGCGUUGCAUAUGACCGAGUGUGAAUUUUAUAGGACAUUCUCGAGUAUGGCCCCGGUACGAAUACCGACUUACUAUGGAGUACUAUCCGAUAGUAAAGCUAUCGUCAUGGAAGACUUGCGCAAAUACAACAGAGCGCCGGAGUUCACGCUUGUGAGCGGUCUAAAAGUAGUGCAAGCCAUUGCGACCCUGCAUUCGCACUUUCAAGGCAUGAACUUGGGAAAACUAUCAGAGCACUCCGCGUACAUGAAACAGCACGUCCACAGAAACUAUCAACGCUUCAAAGCGCGUUGGUCAGGCACGUUGUCAGGAGAAACGAUGGAACUUUUUGAUCAUGCUGCCAAAUUUUACGAGGACGCCGAAGCACAGUUGUUGAGAAAACCCUGCACCUUGCUCCACGGUGACUUGAAGUUUCCAAACUUGUUCUGGGAUUACGGUGUCAACGGCGGUGAACCGAUAUUUAUUGAUUGGCAAUACGCAGGACCCGGACAAGGCGUCGAAGAUAUUGUCUUUCUUCUCGUUGAAAGCUGCGAAAUAUCAAGUUUCGAGUCGUUGGCUGAACCUCUCAUAAGCGCGUACUAUGAAGAAAGGCAAAAGCUCGACGACAUCCAGGUAGCAAAGAGCGAACGGCGCGUGCAGGUGAGCUGCGCCUUGGCGACUUUCCCACUUUUCGUGGCGGUAUGGUUUGGUUGCAUCGAUGCCAGCAAACUGAGCGAACCCAACUUUCCGUUCCUAUACAUCAUCAGGCUCGCGAACGCGUUCACGCAUCUUUACGACUCAAACUGGACGCACUACAAAGUUUAA
Molecule: messenger RNA, 2292 nt
Organism: Ostreococcus tauri
Lineage: Eukaryota; Viridiplantae; Chlorophyta; Mamiellophyceae; Mamiellales; Bathycoccaceae
Product: Aminoglycoside phosphotransferase
Exons: 1
Coding region: 1-2292 (763 amino acids)
Biological process (GO): biosynthetic process
Molecular function (GO): sugar-phosphatase activity; beta-phosphoglucomutase activity
Source: RefSeq, a predicted model, not a curated record